GAGUAAACCAAUAACGGAACGAAAGCAUUUGGUGUGUGCUGUGGUCAGGGGGAAAAUGGUUGUGAAUGAAAUGAAAUAAAUAAUUAUGUAAUGCAUCUUACUCAGAAGUCUGACACAAAGAGGGACAUGCGUGUGUUGUUCAUCUUGUAUGACCUGUGAAAGAUGGAUGAAGUGAUGGAUUCUCAAGGAAGUGUGACUGCUGAUGUCGAGCCAGAGGAUGUCAAGAAUGAUGUUCCAAAAACAAACAUAACAGGUGGAAAAGAGGAACUCUUCUGUGGAGCAGAAAAGCAUGACACUUCAAAAGACUGUUUGCUAUCGGAGAACAGACAAGAUGACGCAGCAUCUCAGAAGUCGAUGGACUGUGGGUCAGCAGACAAGGAUCAUGAUGGCAGUGCUUGCCCAGAGGACUCUGGCUUUGCAAAGGCUCAGGUAAUGGAAUCUCAGCAGUUUGUGAAAGACUCUGAUUCUGGAUGUUCGACCAAAGACAUGGUCCAUCUGGUUGCCCUGGGAACUGAGGAUGCUGAGAUAGCAGAGUGCAGUGGCUCCUCUGAUAUGAGCCAGGACUUAAUUGGAAGCCAGUCAGGUGCAAUUUUCGAAAGUGUUUCAUUCGCAUUGCAUAAUAUGGACAGAAGAUGGCUGGGGACACCCAUAGAUGAGCUGAACAGGAUGCCUCAGUGUGCCCCCCCUUUGCCUCACCUGAAAGCAGGGCCUAACCACACUGUCACAAUCAGGACAGAUCUCCUCACAGAGGGAGAUGUCCCUGUCUCCUACCCCACCAAGUUCAAAGAUGCGUGGGAUGAUGUGUCUGUGAAGAUGCCCUGCUCUGAGAAGAAUCUGUUUCCUAUGGAGACUGAGGAUGGAGGUGGUGUCCAAAGCCGGUGGGAGCUUAUCCACACUGCCUUGAAGGGAGGGUUCAAGAGUUCUCUAGAUGUGAGGGAUGCGAUAUUGAGAUACAACAUAGCCCAUGCAAAGAAAUGGGACUUCACUGCCCUGAACCUUCUUUGCACAGAGUAUCUUGAGCAUUGCGAGGCGCAGCACCUGUUUGAGGUCAUACUACCAGCUAUGGUUGACCUCGCCCUCAGUGCUCCUCGCCUCUGCACAAUGCCAAUUCCCUUACUGAAGUCAAGGGUGAACCACUCCCUGACUCUGUCUCAGGAGCAAAUAGCCUGUCUUCUGGCCAACGCCUUCUUCUGCACAUUCCCCCGGCGCAACUCGCGCAAGUCAGAGUACUGCAAUUAUCCUGAGAUCAACUUCUACAGGUUAUUUGAAGGUUCUUCAUCAAGAAAAAUUGAGAAAUUGAAAACUCUGCUGUGUUACUUCAGGAGAAUUACGCAGUCCAAGCCCAAGGGUCUUGUUACAUUCACAAGACAAAUGUUGAACAAUCCUCCAAACUGGGAAAGUUCCCAGACUCAGCUGAAACGCCUACAUAUCACGUGUGAGGGUACGAUUGAAGAUGAUGGAUACGGGAUGCUGCAGGUGGACUUUGCAAACAGGUUUGUAGGUGGAGGAGUGACGGGACAUGGACUGGUCCAGGAAGAGAUCAGGUUCGUCAUCAACCCUGAACUCAUUGUCUCUCGCCUCUUCACUGAAGCUUUGGAAUACAAUGAAUGCCUCAUCAUCACAGGUACGGAACAGUACAGUAAAUAUUCUGGCUAUGCUGAGACUUACAAAUGGAAGGAAAGCCACAAGGAUGAGACCCCCAGGGAUGACUGGCAGAGACUAUGUACAGAGAUUGUGGCCAUUGAUGCACUGAAAUUCAGGCAUUUCCUAGAGCAGUUUCUCCCUGAGAAGAUGGUCAGAGAACUCAACAAGGCAUACUGCGGAUUCUUCCGAAGUAACGCCAACACCAAGCACCUCGCUGCAGUAGCCACAGGCAACUGGGGCUGUGGAGCUUUUGGUGGAGACACACGGCUUAAAGCGCUGAUUCAGUUGAUGGCUGCAGCCGAGGCUGGGAGAGACAUGGCGUACUUCACGUUUGGAGACGCUCAGCUCAUGAGAGACGUUCAUGAAAUAUACACUUUCCUCACCGAGAGAAAAGUCACUGUCGGGAGGCUGUACAGCCUUUUGAACCAGUACUCCAGUUUGGUGUGUAAGAAUUGCCGCACGGCUCGACCUGACAUCAGCCUCUACAGUUUCAUCUAUGAGAAAGUGUCUUCUCACGCGACCCCCGAUGCCCCGGACUCCGCCAAGGAUUCUGGGAUGUCCCCUGUAACAUCGGACUUUCAUUAACUUGGGGAAAGCUGCAACUUAACCCCCCCCCCCACCACCUGUCUCUACGUGUAAAACACACUCCAGGUUCAGAAACCACAAUGUGUUCUCAGCAAUUACAAUCUCUCUCUCUCUCUCUCUCUCUCUCUCUCUCUCUCUGUCUCUCUCUCUCUCUGUCUGUCUCUCUGUCUCUCUCUCUGUCUCUCUGUCUCUCUCUCUCUGUCUCUCUCUCUCUCUGUCUCUCUCUCUCUCUGCCUCUCUCUCUCUCUCUCUCACACAUAUACACUCCCUUUAAGUUUGUGAUCCCAACACACAAACUACCAAAACACAGUUUUGCCUUUCUUGUUGGUGGUAUUAUAGGAGCCUUGUCGUAAGUCACCAAAUCUGGUGAAAUGCUUCAGAGACUUAUAGCAAUAGUGAAUCCUGGUUGCUGUUAGGCCUUUCUUUCGUCUAAAUGUGGUGUGGAAUUCUUCUGUUUUUGCAUACUAACUGCAAAUACGGCCAAAUAUUCAUCAUAUGCAUGGUUGUGGACACUUUUCAUUAUUGAUAAUCCAGGACAUGAUAAUCCUCCCUACUUGUCUUGUCCUAUAUUGUGUUUGACUUUUUCUUUUGAAUGAGUUGUCUUCUCUAUUUACCAUACCCAGGCUGUGGUGAGGUUCCUGAAUGCAGAGAGAUGAUGAGAUGCCAUACUGUAGUCUAUGCAUGGGUUACAUUUAUUUAUCAAAUAUUCUACAAAUAUAUGCUGCUCUUUUAUAUCCUCUAGGAUGUCAACGCUCAAUACACAUAUUGUCCUUAUUUUAAUAUGAGUAAAAUCUAUCAGUAAAACAGUAGCUGGUAUGAGAGUCAUCUCAGAAACAAGGAAUUUAUGGUCAUUUUGAUCUUAGAUCAUUGAUUCUGUUCGUAGUAAUUUAAUCAUUUUCAAAUAUAUUCAGUGUUAAACGCAGUAUUACUACUGUAUAUACGAAUAAAGGGGGGAAAUAGAAAAAUAAAUGAAUUGAUAAAGAAAUUGCACGCAAAAUAUUAUUUUUCUUAAUGUUUUUACUCAAAGUUUACUUUGGGGGUUGUGGUUAUGUUUUUUAUUAUUUACUGUAUUUUCUGAUUGACGGUGUGGGUUCUAUUUAAUAAUGGGUUCAUAGAUAGAUUAAAUUAAAGUAAAUGCAUUGCAUAGUACUGUACCUAAGCUUUUUCGGUUGUACUCUUUUUAUUAUAAUUUCUUAAUUAAAGUAUAUCCUGUAACAGUGGUA
Molecule: messenger RNA, 3452 nt
Organism: Chelmon rostratus (copperband butterflyfish)
Lineage: Eukaryota; Metazoa; Chordata; Actinopteri; Chaetodontiformes; Chaetodontidae
Gene: parga
Product: poly (ADP-ribose) glycohydrolase a
Exons: 19
Coding region: 163-2229 (688 amino acids)
Biological process (GO): ATP generation from poly-ADP-D-ribose; carbohydrate metabolic process; regulation of DNA repair
Cellular component (GO): cytoplasm; nucleus
Molecular function (GO): poly(ADP-ribose) glycohydrolase activity
Source: RefSeq, a predicted model, not a curated record